Molecule: messenger RNA, 1641 nt
Organism: Miscanthus lutarioriparius
Lineage: Eukaryota; Viridiplantae; Streptophyta; Magnoliopsida; Poales; Poaceae
Source: the annotation of a GenBank genome assembly
AUGCCUUCCCCUUCCUCGGCCCACUGGCUGAGCCUCGUCGGGAGCAUCUGGCUGCAGACCAUCAACGGGCCCAACGCGGACUUCCCCGUCUACUCGUCGCAGCUCAAGGACCUGAAGCACAUCACGCAGGUGCAGCUCAACUUCCUGGCCUUCGCGUCGGACGCGGGCAAGCUCUUCGGCUGGUUCUCCGGGGUGGCGGCGCUGUACCUGCCGCUGUGGCUGGUGGCCUUCAUCGGCGCCGCGUUCGGUCUCGUCGGCUACGGGGUCCAGUACCUGUUCCUCGACAGCGCGGGCCUCCGGUACUGGCACCUGUUCCUGCUCACCUCCCUGGCCGGGAACGGCAUCUGCUGGAUCAACACCGUCUGCUACCUCCUCUGCAUCCGGAACUUCGGCUCCAGCAGCCGCGUCGCGGUGAGCCUCGCCACCAGCUACCUCGGCCUCAGCGCCAAGGUCUACACCAGCCUGGCGGACUCGGCACUACCCGGGCUGGCCGCCAGCUCCAAGGCCAAGACCUACCUCCUCCUCAAUGCCGUCGUGCCGAUGCUCGUCACCGUCGUGGUGGCGCCGUCGCUCAGGGUGGUGGACCUCACGAGCGAGGCGAGCACGGACGCGGCAUUCCUCGUAAUGUUCGCCAUCACGCUCGCCACGGGGGCCUGCGCCGUGGUCGGGAGCAUCGGCUCCACGUCCGGCAGCGGGCUGUCGUCGAGGGAGCACGUGAUCAGCCUCGGCGUGCUGCUGGCCACCCCCGUGCUCAUCCCGCUGGCGCUCAGGGUCCGGGAGAGCCUCCACAAGAUAAGGGAAACCAAGCGGGAGAACAGGAUCCACGACCUCGGCACCGACGACGCCGACGCCGCGGGCGCCGUCGUCGUCAUUGAUGUGGCCGCCGCCGCCGCCGCCGCCGAGAGCAUCAAGGAGGGAGACGGCGUGGCGGAGAAACCGCAGGAGGAGAUCGGCGGCCUCCGGCUGCUGAGGAAGCUGGACUUCUGGCUCUACUUCUUCAGCUACAUGUUCAGUGGCACCCUGGGCCUGGUGUUCUUGAACAACCUGGGACAAAUAGCGGAGUCGCGACGGCUCGGGCAGACUUCCACGCUCGUCUCGCUGUCGUCUUCGUUUGGAUUCUUCGGCCGCCUGCUCCCGUCCUUCUUGGACUACUACUCCGCGAAGAGUGGCUACUCCAUCUCACGGACGGGAUCCAUGGCGUCACUGAUGGCGCCCAUGUCCGGCGCCUUCUUCCUUCUCCUCAACUCGAGCGACCUGUUCCUGUACCUGAGCACGGCCGUGAUCGGGACGUGCACGGGCGCCAUCACGUCGGUGGCCGUGUCGGCGACGAGCGAGCUGUUCGGGACGGAGAACUUCGGCGUGAACCACAACGUGGUGGUGAGCAACAUCCCCGUCGGCUCCCUCUGCUUCGGCUACUUCGCGGCCUACCUCUACCAGCGCGGGGCGCGGGGCAGCACGCACCAGUGCAUCGGCGCCGCCUGCUACAGGGAGACCUUCGUCGUGUGGGGCGCCACCUGCGCCGUCGGCACGCUGCUCUGCGCCGUCCUCUACGCCCGGUCGCGCAGCUUCGCGGGGAAACUAGCAGUAAGGACACCAUCAUGCCUCGCCCGCUUAGCUAAUUGCCUCGUCGUGUCGUCGUAG